AUGUCGAGGUGUAUUCGCCAGUCCGUAUGCACAAACUUCAAUGUCUGUAGGCGACAAUGCUUUAGCACUUAUGCCUCUGCUCUCAAGGAAAUGACACAUCCUAUAAAACCCUCAGCGCAAACGCUCAGACAUCUACAAUUCACUCAAAGAAUACCUUUUCAAAAAGGAUUGGAAAUACAGGAGACAUUAGUUAGGGCAAAUUUGGACAUCAAAGACAUUCAAUCGAAGAUUGAGAGAAAAUUAAUACAAUUGGAUGAAGAAUAUAAGGGCACUGCAACAAUAAAUGAUAACGAAAAAAGAAUAUUAGACAAGGUUAUGGCAAUGAAACCUAAUCCGAUAAUAUUAACGUUUGAGUUUGAGCCAACUUAUACAGGUGGGAAGAGGAUUAAGAAAACUAUGACGCCAGAUCAGAUAGCGGCUUAUGAAAGUUUCAUUCCAGAAACGCAAAAGGACAACCCACGACCAAAGUUUGUUCAAGUGGAAAGGGGUGGACAAGUAACAUUUCAUGGUCCAGGCCAAAUUGUUAUUUACAUUAUUUUAGAUUUGAAAACAUUUCAAAGUUUCCCUGCUAAAUGCUUGGUUUCAUGCAUUGAGCAGGCCACUAUCAGAACGUUGAAGAAUACCAAGAUGUGCGACGACACUGACAAGCCUUUGAACUUAGAUGCUAUGACUACAAAGGACACUGGAGUUUGGGUUGAAAAUGGCAAGAAGAAAGUUGCUAGUGUUGGAAUACACGUCAGACGUUCCAUAACAUCGCACGGGGUAGCAAUUAAUGUUAAUACAGAUCUAUCGUAUAUGAAUAGUUUUGAAAUGUGCGGUUUGAAAAAUACACUGACUACUUCAAUUAUGGAACAACGACCCGAUGCUGUUGUAAAUGUGCAAAGUGUAGCAAUUAGUUUUGUCAAAGAAAUGACAAAGCUGCUAGGAAUAAAAACUUUGGAAAGAAUGCAAAUUGACGACGUCAAUAUUUUGAAAAAGAAUCCGUGA
Messenger RNA from Saccharomyces cerevisiae S288C, 987 nucleotides. It is a transcript of the gene LIP2, whose product is annotated as lipoyl(octanoyl) transferase LIP2. Gene Ontology annotation, cellular component: mitochondrion. The transcript has a single exon. Lineage: Eukaryota; Fungi; Ascomycota; Saccharomycetes; Saccharomycetales; Saccharomycetaceae. Bases 1 to 987 code for a protein of 328 amino acids. Gene Ontology annotation, molecular function: lipoyl(octanoyl) transferase activity. The record is from RefSeq and is marked reviewed. Gene Ontology annotation, biological process: protein lipoylation.